Molecule: messenger RNA, 544 nt
Organism: Sebastes umbrosus (honeycomb rockfish)
Lineage: Eukaryota; Metazoa; Chordata; Actinopteri; Perciformes; Sebastidae
Product: trafficking kinesin-binding protein 2-like
Exons: 6
Coding region: 170-544 (124 amino acids)
Source: RefSeq, a predicted model, not a curated record
CCUGCCAGGUGAGAGUGAUUGAUUAGAUGUCAGCUAUGUGGCAAACAAACAAACGCGUCUGUGAGGCCGCUCCGACGACGAUGGAAAAUCAACUUUAAAGUGAUUUAUGAAGCCUGUAACACUUUGACUACACUACAAACAACUAAAAGAUAACAAAAAUGACCGUCAGAUGCACAUCAAUGGCCACCUCAUCUCCACUUCAACAACAAAUCUGGCUCUGGAGAAAGAGGAGCUGAGGAUCCACCUGCAGGCGUCUAAAGAAGCUCAGAGACGGCUCACAAGAGAGGUGGGGAACACACUGAUGGAUGAAGCGGUCCACUUCCUCCGUCAUUACCACAUCCAGUACAGCACCCAGGAAAGCAACGACGAUGACGAGCUGAACGCAGAGAGGAACCUGGACGAAAACACUGGAGAACAACGGGGAGGCUCAUCAGAAGCCGCCUCCAAGACGAGGUGGAUGCUGGACGAACUCACAAGACUCUUCAAUGAACAAAAGGACUGGAACGGCCUGGAGGAGACGAGAAGUAGAGCAAACAUUUGGUAA